AAAAGAUGUAGCUGACAUGGAGAUCAAACGGCGGAAUUCGCCUGCUUCCACAGAGUGAAUCAGGCUGCGAAUUGCGUGCACAACAUCGACUGGGAUUGGAAAUUUUUCCAUCCAACGCUCCACCUCAUUGAUUCCAUAACGGGUUUGAAAUUCAGAAAAAGGCGCUGAACACCGCUAAAACAUUAAUAACUAUUAGCAAUGGGACUUUCUCAUGAUGGAUAUUUGCAGUGGAGAAUAUAAGUAAAGCAACAAAUGAAUACUUUUUAUGGGGAGACAACCAGUGUGUAAAUCGUCAAGUCAAAGUACGCACAAUCUGAGAGCCAAAGCGUACUCCGUCUGUGGUUCGCCUUAGGGUACACAAGCCUGUCGCCAUGAGUUUAGUUGGAGGGUUUCCCCACCACCCGGUGAUGCAUCAUGACGGCUAUUCCUUCGCUGCCGCAGCUGCUGCCAGUCGCUGUCAUGAAGAACCCCCCUAUUUUCAUGGGUGGCUUAUCAGCCAUCCGGAGAUGUCUCCUCCAGACUACAGUAUGGCACCCUCCUACAGCCCCGAAUACUCGGCGGGAGCCCCCGGGCUCGACCACUCGCACUACGGAGGAGUACCGGGGGCCGGCGCCGUUGGAAUGGGACCCCGACCAGUGAAACGUAGACCCACGGCAAACCGAAAGGAGAGGCGCAGGACUCAGAGCAUCAACAGCGCCUUUGCAGAACUCAGGGAAUGCAUUCCCAACGUGCCCGCGGAUACGAAGCUGUCCAAAAUCAAAACCCUUCGUUUGGCUACCAGUUACAUUGCUUACCUUAUGGACAUUCUGGACAAAGACGAACAGAACGGGGAAGCAGAGGCCUUCAAAGCGGAAUUCAAAAAGACAGACGCCAAAGAAGAAAGGCGAAAGAAAGAAAUGAACGACGUUUUGAAAAAUUCAGGGAGCAGCAAUGACAAGAAAACUAAAGGGAGAACUGGUUGGCCGCAGCAUGUGUGGGCAUUGGAACUGAAACAAUGAGACUAAUGCAAAAGACACGAAAUGAGGCCCUCUGAACUCAUUUUUAGUUGUUCUCUCACUUUAUUUAAUGGAAUAUUUAUGUGCAAUUUCCCGCUACGGACAGUGGAUAUUUGAGGAAAAACCAUUCCAUUUUAGAAGGAGGAUACUCUCUUGGUAAGAGAUUGUGUGUUGCUGUCUGAUAUUGGUUUAUUAUUGUUUGUUUUCUCGUCCCAUUGUGAAUCAAAAUGAGAUAUCUGCCACUAAGGAGUACACGUGAAGUUCUGUCUCAUUCUGUCUCUCUAUCACUUUCAAUAUCUAUCUCUGUCUCUCUCUUCUUUAAUUAUGAGGAAGGUUAGUCGAUGUUAUGAUAUAGUACAUGUUUUAUUUGAAAAUGUCAUGAAGUGUUAUAAUGUUAUUUUGUGGUCGUACAAUGCUGGUGUCUGAAACAACUGUCGAGUCCAUCCAGUGCACUUCCGUCCAGAGACACAAAAUUUAAAUAAUAUUGGAGAUGUAAACAAUGUAAUUAAUUCAAUAAACCACUGUGUUUUUAACAACCUUAAACCUUUUGUUGUAU
Molecule: messenger RNA, 1551 nt
Organism: Onychostoma macrolepis
Lineage: Eukaryota; Metazoa; Chordata; Actinopteri; Cypriniformes; Cyprinidae
Gene: hand2
Product: heart and neural crest derivatives expressed 2
Exons: 3
Coding region: 372-998 (208 amino acids)
Biological process (GO): heart development; regulation of transcription by RNA polymerase II
Molecular function (GO): protein dimerization activity; DNA-binding transcription factor activity, RNA polymerase II-specific; RNA polymerase II transcription regulatory region sequence-specific DNA binding
Source: RefSeq, a predicted model, not a curated record